UUUCCCCUCCCUCCCUCUCUCCCACACGCAUUCAUAGUCUACAGACCUACAGGCUGGGCGACCCCCCUCCCCCCCUUCCAUCAUUUUCCCAUCCCUUACUCGCUUCCCUACAACAAAUAUGGCCGCGAAAUCUGACGGUGCACCCGUCUCUCUCCGAAACGCAAUCCCACCCGAGUGCCCCUCCAGGUCGGACCCGCGGCUUCCCCAGCGCCGUCCCGCCGAGCAGCGCUAUACCCUCUCGGACUGCUGCUGGACGCUGUGCGCCCUUCUGGUGUUCUUCGCGGACGGGGCCUCAGACCUGUGGCUGGCCGCGGACUACUACCUAAGGAAGUACUACCCGCAGUUUGUACUGACUCUGGUCUUUGUGAUAGUCCCGUCCGUGGUCGUGCAAGUGUUGAGCUUCCGAUGGUUCGCCUACGAUUUCUCGGAAACCGUGGAAAGCGGCACUGCCGCGGCCGCCGUGGUGGCAGCGUCGGGAGCUGCGGAGCGCGACAUCAGCACCAAGGACAGCGGCGAGCGGGGCGCUGGCCGCUCUGCCGCGGCCGGGGUGCUGCCAGGGCCGGGCACCGGGGGAGGAGCCCGGGGGUGCUGCAGAGUCUUCGUCUGGCUCUUCCAGGCUCUCAUUCACAUCUUUCAGCUGGCACAGGUCUGGAGGUAUGUCCACGCCUUGUAUUUGGGCGUGCAGAGCCGCUGGCACGGAGACCCAGAGCGGCGUCACUACUAUUGGCGCAUGAUGUUUGAGAGCGCUGAUAUCAGCAUGCUUCGUCUUCUGGAGUCCUUUCUGAAGAGCGCCCCUCAGCUCGUGCUGCAGCUCACCAUCAUGAUCCGGGCCAAUCAGGUGCUGCCCCUUCAGGGGCUUUCAGCUUCUGCCUCACUGAUAUCCCUCGCCUGGAUGAUCUCCUCCUACCAGAAAGUCCUGAGGGACUCCCGAGACGAUAAGCUACCCAUGACCUACAAUGCAGUGAUAGUUCAGAUUCUGUGGCACUUAUUUACCAUCGGAGCUCGCACACUGGCGUUUGCCCUCUUUGCCUCCGUGUUCCAGCUCUACUUUGGCAUCUUCAUCGUGGCCCACUGGUGCAUCAUGACGUUUUGGAUCAUUCAAGGCGAAACGGACUUCUGCAUGUCCAAAUGGGAGGAAAUCAUCUAUAACAUGAUGGUGGGUAUUGUCUAUAUCUUCUGCUGGUUCAGCGUCAGAGAGGGGCGCACCUGCUGCAGGAUGCUCAUCUACAGUCUGACUGUGUUUGUUGAGAAUGUGGCGCUCACCACCUUCUGGUACCUGUACCGCAGCACUGGCGAGCGCCAGAGUACCUCAGACUUUUACGCUGUCGUGAUGGUGUGCGUGGUGGCCAGCAGCUACGCUCUGGGCACCUUCUUCAUGUUUGUGUAUUACUGCCUGCUGCACCCUGACGGUGCAGUUUCAGGGUGGAGUUACAUAGUGGAGAAGGAGGUGCCCGUGGAGGCUCUGGCCUCGCCAGCCUCCAGCCUCCCUCCUGACCUGGUAAGCAGCCCUCCCAGGACCCUUCAGAGAACUAAAGGGUCAGACAGAGAGCCGGGGAUAGACGGGGAUGUGUUUAAGGUGCGGCCACCUCGGGGAGCUCAGACCCCAGUGGCUAAUCUCACACCCAGGACAGAGGGCCCCGUCAUCCGGAUAGACCUGCCCAGGAAGAAGUACCCCGCCUGGGACGCUCACUUCAUCGACCGUCGGCUGCGUAAAACCAUCCUGGUGCUCGAGAGUGCUGCCCCCGUUACACCGAGGAUUCAGUACCGCUGCCUGGGCACUCCCAAAGAAGUGAUGGAGUACGAAACCACCGUGUAAUGCGCCGAUGGUGCUGUGACUCAGCUUGUUCCUGUGUGGACAUCCUGCCUUAAAUAAAAAUGGCAGGAGGAUGACUCUCACUGAGUGGUCAGUUUUAGCUCCACACUUACUUAACGGCUCUCUGUUCUGGCCACAAACAGCCACAGCAGGGGAUGGAGUGUUGUGUGUUUACUUUCUACAUGGGACGAGAUUCUGCGAUAUUGUCUGGUGACGGUGCAUAUUUUGGUUUCUGUAUCAUUUCUCAGGUCAGGAUGUGUUACAGAAAGAUAUGGAAGGUAGAGAGGAUCACAGGCAGGCAGAGAAGCGGAGCUGUUAUCAGUCAGAGGCAGAAAGUCCUCCUCGGCGAAGGUGCUUCAGCAAAUCCUCGUCAGGCGGUCGACAACAGAGACAAGCCUUCAACAUGCAUGAUUAUUUAUGGCAGCUAAAACGCAAACAUCACCGAGUGAGUAGGUAGACUCGCACUGCAUUUUUAAACACCAUCUUAUGUACACGAAGCACAGGUAGUGGUCUCCCGAAUCGCAAUUUUCCAUAGCUAUUCACUCAUGUUGAAGGAGUCUCUGAAAAUGCUGUUUCUAAUCCGAAGGGCACAUCAAAAGCAACAUUUGAGUUGAAUGUAAAAACAGUUGAAAAUGUGAUUAUUUGUGACAAGGCUUUGAGCAUUUUCACGCUGUUAGUGGGAUUGUCAUCAUUCCUGUGACACUAUAUUUGUUUUCUGUUUUUAAGGUAAGCUAUGUGCGUGUUUACAAGCAAUCUGUUAUUUUGGGGACAUGCCAUCACUAUUAUAACAAGAUGCACCUUCCUCCAGAAUGUGUAUGUACUGAACACUGCAUUUUACAGGCCUCGACAGCUGUAUUUUCAUACUGCAUCCAUCUUCCACAACAAAAACAAAACAGGACAGAUGAUAAUUUACAUGUAAAAUACUGUAAAAUGAAGAAGUUGUUGCAGAAGGACAGCACUGUCUGUAUUUGUACUGUAUUCAUAUUUUGUUGUCUGAACAGUGUUUAAAAAAUAGCUGCAGACUCCAGACUCCUAACAGAAUAGCUUUGAUAUUACUGAUGGUACAGGCAUGUAGUACUUUUGGUAGCCCUUUAUUUUGCCAGUCUGUGAUUUCCUAAUAAUUUCCUCAAAAGCUUUUUAGGACUAAUUUUGUAGUUUGGCACAAGCAGAUUAAUAACAUCCAGAGAAAUUUUAGUGAAAAUAUUAAAGCACAGCAUUAAAAUCACUUGUCUAACUCCUCUUCGCAGAUCUUUUGGGUCUUAUAGGGUGUGGGGCAUACCCCCUGUUAAUUGGGUGUGUGUUGACACAUCACUCUAGAGCACAAUCCUAUUAGGAUCUGGGAAAUUUGGAUGCCUGUGCUCCUCCUAGGGCUGCUUAUUGUGUUCCUUGAAAAUGAGAAAGGCCAUGUUUGGUGCAUGGUGCAUAGUCUGGUUUGAGGAAAUCACUGUUACAGUAGCAGAGAUGUGAACAGAGGCGAACAGACUGUUGCCUCUGUUCACAAAACAGACUCCUUUUGCGCUGUGUUGUGAAAGCCUAUUGGCCGAGAGUCUCCCAAAGAAUUAAUUCUGCUGACGACAAUCAGAAAGUGAUGACAAAGCUUUUUGGUGCCAUUCGUGGGCAGCUGAGAAUCUUCAGCUUCACUUUUAUAUAAAGAGGAAAGAAAGAGAGCGCUUGGAGAAAACUAAGCAAAAUCACAGGACUCUUGUAAAUUGUGGAAAUAUUGUACUUGUUACUUAAAUCCAGAGUCGUUCUUCUUUUGUCUGUAAGGGGCAGAUAUUUGAAAAAGGGACUUUAUUCUUUUGAGUAAAGCCAAAGUUACAUCCACGUGAAUUCCAGUCCACCCGUUACAGUUUUUUACAGGUUUUCUUUUAGUAUAUAUAAUUCAUUCAUUCUACGCUAAUUAUUGUAAACAGUGUUUUUUUAUUUGUAGACAAAUUGCCAACAGUUUUAUACGUUUUGUUGACCUCCUGAAGGUUUUGGAUGCAUUCUUGUAAACUGUGCAUGUGGAGACCGAAAGAAGGACUGGGUUUGCAGUCAACUAUCACCUGAAGAGGAUUUAGCUUUUUAGAAGCUUUUAUUUUAAAGUCACCUGCGUAAAACAGCGAUCAGUGCAUGUAACUGGAACUUUUGGCCCAGAUAUCAGAUGUGAGUGAGCCCUUUUUUUAUUACAAUUUACCCCAGUGUAAUAGCAGUUUACAAAUUCACCUAACAAAUUAAAGCUUUCCAGUUCGGACCCUUGUGGUUGCGACAAGCAGAGCAUCCAGCAUAUAAAAUCUGCCAAAUCAAACAUGCAGCACUACCUCCUGUCACGACCCCGUGAAUUAGGGAGCUGCUGAAAGUAGCACCACCCGAAUUUAAAUAAUUGUUAAAAAUGGACUGUUCAGCACAGUCCAUUUUUAACUAUAAUUAGUGACAAAUUACACGGAAUUAAAGUCAUUUUACAUGAAUCUUUUGAGGAAAUUAUUUUUAAUUAAUGGACUCAUAAAAUAAAGUUUUACCUUCCUUUCUUUUAUCAGGGUUGUUUUUCUAUAGAAUUGUCACACAGGAGAGAUUUUCUGACUUUUGUGUGUGCUAGUGUGUGUGUGUGUGUGUGUGUAUCUGUGUGUGUGUGUGUGUGCAAGCUCACAUACCAGCAUGUGUAUGGGUGUAUGUGGGAGAGUCCUGCCGUGUCCAUUUAAAUUAAUUUGAAGCUGUGUCUAUGACAGUUUUGUUGUAAACACCGUCCUUUAAGCUGGUUUUUCCCAGAUGGCAGAAACAAAAGAGAAAAAAAAGCCCACAGAGCACCUUUACCACGCCUGCUGCAGUCAAAGAAAAAAAAAAAAAGCCAGAGAGGCUUUGAUUAUGGUGCUAACUCAAUCCAUCAAUAACAACCACACAAUGUACCAUAAAAUGAGUUGGUUGUGGCAGGAGUUGGGUGGGGCUGUACCUCAAACACAAAAGCUAGAAUCUAAAAGCCUUAAGCUGGUCAUGCCAGACUGUUGCUGUUCAGAGCAAGAAAAAAAAAGACAGAACAAGAAGAUGGAGAUGAUUUCAUGAUGUUGUUGUUGCUAAAAUAAAGAGCAGUGUGUUUACCUGA
This is a messenger RNA of Neolamprologus brichardi, 4889 nucleotides long. It is a transcript of the gene xkr7a, whose product is annotated as XK related 7a. Gene Ontology annotation, cellular component: plasma membrane. Gene Ontology annotation, biological process: phosphatidylserine exposure on apoptotic cell surface; apoptotic process involved in development; engulfment of apoptotic cell. NCBI's taxonomy places the organism in Eukaryota, Metazoa, Chordata, Actinopteri, Cichliformes, Cichlidae. The record is from RefSeq and is a predicted model, not a curated record.